CGUGCGGGUGCCAGCAGCCCGGUGCCGGGUGCGUGGUGCUGAGGCGAUGCUGAGCUUGACGGAGGUCGGCGGGUCCUUGCUGGAGCGGGUGGCGGUCGGCAACGCCCUGUCCCUGGUGCUGGCCGCCUCCGCCUUCGUGCUGAGCCUCGGCUACCUGUUCCAGCUGAGCUACCGGCGGCACGUCGGCUCCGAGCACAAGAAAUACCCACCGUAUAUUUCGUCAAGCAUCCCUUUCCUUGGACAUGCAAUCGCAUUUGGGAAAAGUCCCAUUGAAUUUUUGGAGAAUGCUUAUGACAAGUAUGGACCCGUGUUCAGUUUCACUAUGGUUGGCAAGACAUUCACAUAUUUACUGGGUAGUGAUGCUGCUGCUCUACUCUUCAACAGUAAAAAUGAAGAUUUGAAUGCAGAGGAUGUGUACUCUCGGCUAACCACACCAGUUUUUGGCAAGGGCGUUGCUUAUGAUGUCCCUAAUGUGGUAUUUUUGGAACAGAAGAAGAUGCUCAAAACUGGCCUAAACAUUGCCCAGUUUAAACAGCAUGUAUCGGUGAUUGAAGAAGAAACAAGAGAGUAUUUCAGAGCGUGGGGAGAGAGUGGAGAAAAAAACCUGUUUGAAGCCCUUUCAGAACUUAUCAUUUUGACAGCAAGUCACUGCUUACACGGGAAAGAAAUAAGAGGCUUGCUGAAUGAGAAGGUGGCUCAGCUAUAUGCCGACCUGGAUGGGGGAUUUACUCAUGCUGCCUGGCUUCUGCCAGGUUGGCUUCCUCUGCCGAGCUUCAGGCGUCGAGACCGAGCACACAGAGAAAUAAAAAAUAUUUUCUACAAGGUUAUCCAGAAACGUCGAAAGUCUGAGGAAAAGGAGGAUGACAUGCUCCAAACUCUACUAGAUGCUUCAUACAAGGAUGGGCGUCCUCUGACAGACGAUGAAAUUGCUGGGAUGCUCAUCGGGCUGCUCCUGGCGGGGCAGCACACAUCCUCCACCACCAGCGCCUGGCUUGGCUUCUUCAUAGCCAGAGACAAAUCCAUACAAGAGCAGUGCUAUGCAGAACAAAAAGCAGUCUGUGGGGAUGAUCUGCCACCAUUAACUUAUGACCAGCUCAAGGAUCUCAGUUUGCUGGAUCGCUGUCUAAAAGAAACGUUAAGGCUUAGACCUCCUAUAAUGACCAUGAUGAGGAUGGCCAGGACUCCCCAGACUGUUGCUGGAUAUAAUAUUCCCCCUGGCCAUCAGGUCUGUGUAUCUCCCACUGUUAACCACAGACUCCGGGACUCCUGGAGAGACGCCCUAGACUUCAAGCCUGACCGGUAUCUCCAAGAUAACCCAGCCGCUGGAGAGAAGUUUGCAUACGUUCCAUUUGGCGCUGGCCGUCACCGCUGCAUCGGAGAAAACUUUGCUUAUGUUCAGAUUAAGACUAUUUGGUCUACUUUGCUUCGCUUGUAUGAAUUUGAUCUCGUCAAUGGCUAUUUUCCAACUAUAAAUUACACAACAAUGAUACAUACUCCUAAUAACCCCAUUAUCAGGUAUAAAAGGAGGUCACCGUAAAUUCUGCAGCUAAAGCCCUACUUAUUUAAAUUGUGUAAACUAACAGACUUGACUAAAAUUGUGACAGAA
Pezoporus occidentalis (night parrot) is the source of this 1606-nucleotide messenger RNA. RefSeq names its product lanosterol 14-alpha demethylase. The coding region runs from base 47 to 1537 and encodes 496 amino acids. NCBI's taxonomy places the organism in Eukaryota, Metazoa, Chordata, Aves, Psittaciformes, Psittacidae. The record is from RefSeq and is a predicted model, not a curated record. The transcript has 10 exons. Gene Ontology annotation, molecular function: oxidoreductase activity, acting on paired donors, with incorporation or reduction of molecular oxygen; monooxygenase activity; iron ion binding.